AUGUCGAAGUCUCACGUCGACGGUAUCUCGGACUCGAGACGCGGAAAAGGAGGACGGGAGCCUUAUCUUCUUGGACUUGAUAGUGCGUCGAUGCUUCUCAAAUCGCUCAUCCUCCCUGCUCUCCCCUCAUCCUCCCCACUCUCCCCUCAUCUUCCUUGCUUUCCCCUCAUUCCCCCGCUCUUCCCUCUUCUCCCCGCGCCCCCCUCGUCUCCCCGCUCUCCCCUGCUCUCCCCUCAUCUUCCCUGCGCUCCUGUCAUUCCCCCCUUUCUCCCUUCAUCCAACCAGCCCCCCCUUCAUAUCACUGCCGCACUCUAUUACUCACCCCUCAUCCCCUUCCCCCUCCGAUACCUCAACUUCCCCCCUAGUGAUGCCUCGUCUCCCCCCACCCCUCCUCCUCCCCCCCCUCCCCAUCCACCCUUCAACUCCCUCCCCUCUCCUACCACCACCCCCUCAUUUCCCUCAUCUCUCACACCCCCCUUCACUCUUCCACAACCCAGCCACUCAAGUGGGUGA
Molecule: messenger RNA, 513 nt
Organism: Closterium sp. Naga37s-1
Lineage: Eukaryota; Viridiplantae; Streptophyta; Zygnematophyceae; Desmidiales; Closteriaceae
Source: the annotation of a GenBank genome assembly